GCUGGCGAGUCCGGCGCUCCCCCGGCCCCUGUCUCCCCGGUCUCUUGAGGAGCCCGGGAAGGAGCCUCGGCUCGCGUUGCCGGGACCGGGCUGCGGCAAUCGUUAACGGGCCAUGUCGGCUGCCCAGGGCUGGGACCGAAACCGCCGGCGGGGAGGAGGCGCGGCCGGCGGGGCCGGCGGGGCUAGCGGGGCCGGCGCGGCCGGCGGGGGUCGGGGCACCAGCCAGCUCAACCGAUUCGUGCAGCUCUCCGGACGGCCGCACCUGCCAGGUAAGAAGAAAAUACGAUGGGACCCAGUUAGGAGACGCUUCAUUCAGUCCUGUCCCAUCAUAAGGAUCCCUAACAGGUUCUUGAGAGGCCACAGACCUCCCCCAGCACGCAGUGGACAUCGUUGUGUGGCAGAUAAUACCAAUCUCUAUGUGUUUGGAGGGUAUAACCCAGACUAUGAUGAGUCGGGAGGGCCGGAUAAUGAAGACUAUCCUCUCUUCAGGGAGCUUUGGAGGUAUCAUUUUGCAACAGGCGUGUGGCACCAGAUGGGCACAGAUGGCUACAUGCCCCGGGAACUGGCAUCUAUGUCACUUGUGCUGCACGGAAACAACCUGUUAGUGUUUGGAGGUACAGGCAUCCCAUUUGGUGAGAGCAACGGCAAUGACGUCCAUGUCUGUAACGUGAAGUACAAGAGAUGGGCUUUACUCAGCUGUCGGGGAAAGAGACCCAGUCGUAUAUAUGGACAGGCCAUGGCCCUCAUCAAUGGUUCCCUUUAUGUCUUUGGGGGAACAACUGGCUACAUCUACAGCACAGACCUGCACAAGUUAGAUCUCAAUACCAUGGUGUGGACACAACUCAAACCAAACAACCUGUCCUGUGAUCUGCCAGAGGAGAGCUAUUUACUUGUACAUAUAUAUUUUUUUUCUUCCAAGAUCCACGCAUACAACCUUGAAACAAAUGCAUGGGAGGAGAUUGCAACAAAACCUCAUGAAAAAAUAGGUUUUCCUGCAGCCCGAAGAUGUCACAGUUGUGUUCAAAUAAAAAAUGAUGUUUUCAUUUGUGGGGGCUAUAACGGGGAAGUGAUCCUGGGAGACAUCUGGAAGCUGAAUCUGCAGACUUUUCAGUGGGUGAAGCUCCCUGCUACCAUGCCAGAGCCUGUUUACUUCCACUGUGCAGCUGUCACACCCGCUGGUUGCAUGUACAUUCACGGAGGAGUUGUGAACAUCCAUGAAAACAAACGGACUGGGUCACUGUUUAAGAUCUGGCUGGUGGUACCCAGCCUGCUGGAACUGGCGUGGGAGAAGCUGCUCGCGGCCUUCCCCAACCUAGCAAACCUCUCCCGAACACAGCUUCUGCACCUUGGACUAACACAGGAACUCAUCGAGCGCUUGAAAUGAGGAUUUCCGGCCUGUUCAUUGAUACUGGAAAUGUUAAUUUAAAGAGACUCCUUUAUUUAUGGGCAGUGUAGAGUGUGCUACAGAGAGGAUUGGUUACCCUGAUCAAGGCCUUAUUCAGAAAAUACGUCAGAUGCCUUUCUGUGAAUGGGUUUAAGUUAAUGGACAUCUCACUCUCCUGUGCUUUCUUCUUUGCUCCCCUCCCUCCUGCCCCAGUAUGCACCCCAUACAUGCAUCCCUCUUUCUUGAUGGAGCCGAGGGAAUAUCUAAAGUACCUUAAUGAGGUUAGGAAUCAAGAAAGAGAAAUUGUUUUUUGUUGCUGUUUUUUUUUCAAUUUUAUUUUAUUUUAAAGAAAUUCUAAACAUAUUGACCAUGUCAGCUAAUACCACAGAUUAAAGCAUUAUCAUCAACAAACACCAAGUUUAAAAAGCCAGCAACCAACAGUGGUCUGGGAGAUAGAACAAGAAGACUGACCUGGAACAUCUUGCAGGUUGUUCUUAUAUUUGGAUGUUGAAUUAGUGUUUCUGAGAUGUGUCUGAGUGGCUGGACUCAGGCAGCAGUGGUUGAUGACUUGGCACAAAGAUAUCUAACCUUGACGAAAGGAGACAGUUCAGCAGUAUUUGAUUAGUGAGCCCCUCAACCUUGUGAUAGCCCAGUGGUUAGCAGCGGCCUGCUGAGAUUCAGUGCUGCCUGUCACUGUCGUGUUUUGUUGUUGUCUUUCAAGUUAAAUGUAUGGCGUCACGUUCUUUCCAGGCAGUUUUGAACUUCCCCUGCGCUUAUUAAUGGCUUUAAAUAUGUCUUUAGCCCCUUCCUGGGGAAUUGUAGAUUCUAAGUGCGUGGUGUAGAUGUCAAAGGACAGUAGAGUAGAGCAUAGCACCCGCACCCUUGAGACUUUUAGCUUAGCUUCUGCUUGGUGCGAUGGGCUUUGACUAUCAUAGCAGCUGUUUCCUUUUCAGAGCGCGUUUCUUUGUGGUCUCUGGACCUUAUUCCUGCAUUUUCUCAGGCAGUUGGUUCUGGAUUCCCUCCUGAGCUUGGUGCCUCUUUUGCUGUCUGCUUCAGUAUACAGGAUGCCGUAAUUGCCUAGUAACUGGAUAAAAGGUCUUAAGGAAGAGGCACAGCUUACCCUUCCUCGAGAAGCAAGUGCCAUUGAAAACCAUCAGGAGGAAGGAGUGAGACAGGGUCGUUUGCUUUGUGUGUGUCUAAGAGGUUUUAGUUCUGGUCUGUUUUGUUUUCUUAAAUCUAAGAAGAAAGGAGACUUAAGUUUUACUCAUUUCAUCCUCAGACUGCUAGAAGAGUUGAGGGAGUCACUUGUGUGUAAGCCUGUGGGUACCACAGGUGUAGGCAAUGCUGGAGGCCUGCCCUCCUGCAGGCCCCUUAAGGAGGAGAUACCUGCAGGAGAUUUUGAACACAUUUUUCCUUUAAGUGCCUCUUUUUCACCUAGCUUUAACAUUAUUCUUUUUCUUUUUGCCCAGAAGAGAUCUCUGUAGUUUGUGUGGAUUUAAAAUCACCUUUGAGUUAGAAUUAAAAAGUUCUGCCCAGUGUGCAGUUCUAGGGUAGGUCUUUUGACUUCUCCUUGCAGCAGGCCUUAGGCUCCAUCCGUGUGGGUUGUUAUUGGAGCCUUUGCCCACCAUCUGUAGAAGCACUUCUCUGUGAGUAAGGAAAUGGAGCUGCUCUUCUAGGGUUCCCAUCCCCCAACCUCGCCAUUCCCUGUUGGUGUGGCUUUGGCUUCUUAACCACCAGAGGAGCCCUCUCCAGAGGAAGUCAGCCUGAGCCACUUUGUGAGUUCGAAACUGUGUGACUCCAGGCCAGAUCUCUGAACCAUGGCAGAACUACAUCCCAAGCUAGGAGUGUUCAGCCUCUGUGCUUUGACUCCCAUGGUCUUUGGAAUACAAGAGGGCCUCUGGUUCUGUUAGACCAGAAAGUUGUAAAGAGGGUCCCAUUUGCUGGCAUCCUUUGUAAGCCGUUUGUAGGCAGUCUUCUUAGAGGUAGAUGUUAGAGGCCUGACAUGAACGACCGUGUGUAUCUUCUAGGUACACGUCUGGUCUAGAGUGUCUGGGAAUAGAACACUAGGGAAAGUGCGGCGCAGCCGGGAGUGCUGGAAGCUGCUCAUGCGCACAUGUUCUGGAUGCCAAACUGUAGGUAAGGACUGGGUGUCCUCUGACGGUCACCAGCAUUUUAGUUUCUCUAUAACCAGCACUUACUUGGAUUCCCAACAGCAUCACCUGGGUGGGAAAGGUAACGAUGCCUGCUGCUCCUCUGCCUCUUUUGAGGUAUGCCCCGCCAUCUUCCUGCAGACCCGGAAACAGAAGUGCAAUAUGUAGAAACACGGUCUGCACGGAUUGUGUAGAUGCGAUGACUCUAAAGUAGCUACACUUUCUGUACCUGUCCUGGGCACGUCAGUUUAUUCCUUUAGAGUAAAAUGAUACCAAGGAUUUUCAGUGUGAUCAUAAGCCAACUUCUUGGUAAAGCUGGAUUUUUUCCAAGUCCAUGCUUUCUUAUUCUAGUUGAUAAACAAAUUCCUGUUCCUUGGUUUAUAAGAGCUGAGGUUUCCCAUUCCUGUUUGUACUCCCUCCUAUUUGCACGUCUUGCCCAGGAAUGAGGAAGUUCACUUGAGAGGGUUGCCCAAGUGAAGAAUUAAAGCCUAACACUAGUCCAGUUCUCCUACAUAUACACUAAUUUAUCUGAGAAUGUAAUACCUUAUUAAAUGAUGCUUCCAUCACUAUAAGGUAUUUUCCACUUCACAGAAAAACUGCAAACCAGUAUGUAAUAGAUUAAACUUUCCCUGCUUUUCAGGGCAGACAAACCCUUUCCACUGGUAGGAGUCUAAUGACUUGAUAUAAAAGCUUGCUUAAUAGCAUUCAUGUCUAGCACAGAGCUAGAUUUAAAAACUAUAUAUAUAUAAUGGAAAUAUUAACAUUUCUAGAUUAAAAAGUAUGAUGGUGACCUUUGGUUACCCACAGUAGCAGGAAGAAAGCACAGACAGUGAAACCCAUGGAUAAUCAGUGUUUCAACUUUCCUGUUAACAAUUUUUUUUUUUCGAGACAGGGUUUCUCUGUACCUUUGGAACCUAUCCUGGAACUCGCUCUGUAGACCAGGCUGAUUUUGAACUCUGCCUCCUGGGUGCUGGAAUUAAAGGCAUGUGCCACCACUGCCCAGCUAAACAAUUUAUUUACUUACAUAUCUUUCCCCUUCCUGUUCCUCUCCCACAGACAUCUCCUUUUCAAGGGACUAGUAGUUAGGAAAGGAAAAGUUGAGAGGGGCUAGCAGCCAGCCACCACACCAGUGGUCCCAUCAGCUUUAGAGGUGUUGUCGCAGUGGUCACCUGAGGUGAGAUGGUGCCCUUGAGCAAGGUCUGCUGCUGAGUUCUCUACUGCCUCCUCACCAGAGAACUCUUCAAUCCUGUGGGAAGAAAAGGCUGCGUCUCACAGAAACAGGAAACCCCAUCAUUUGAACACAUCUCUUUAACUUGACAAAGUUUGCUUUUCCGUUUCUUCCUUUGGAGUCACCUUCUCCAGUCUGAUAGCCUGGUGUGCAGGAAGGGCGCACUGUCCUCUUGGACUGUGUUGGGUUUUGUCUCUUCUAGAACCAGCCUGGUUUUCUGUGGUCUUUGGGAUGCUUACAGUGGCCCUCCCACCGACACUCUGAUGUAGCACAGAAAUCCAUUUUCCCUUCUUUUCUUUCUUGUGUUCUGGUAUUGGCUUCAGGGGGAAUGAGGGUUUAUUGUCAUAGCCCUGCAUUUCAAGAAGUGGUUGCCAUAGGUGUAAAUUCCACUGGUUCCCAGGUCCCUUAGAACUCUGGAAGCAUUGGCAAGGCCCAAAGCAGGCUCGGUGGGGUUUUGGAACCUCCAUGUGUAGUCACCCUUCAAACUUGGUGAGAUUUAGAAGAAAAAUCUCCCCCUGCCUAGUGUCAUAAACAGAAGUCUGAACUGUGCUUCAAAGGUAGUGCCGUCUUCUUGGUGUGCUUCCCACGUUGUUAAUUUGUUUAAACUUUUGAGAAGUUUUUUAAAGGCCCCACUUAGUCUGCACAGGCUGAGUCGGAGAGAAGGCCAAUUUCACUACGUAGUAGUAGUCACUGUCGUGCCAGUUACACGUCAGGAAUAGACAGAGGCAGCGGAAAGCACGCUGACCGUGCAGAGGGCUCAGGGAGACUGCAGGCAUCUCCCUGGACAGGCUGGAGAGAGGACGGCCUUCCGUUGCAGCUGCUCUGAGGCUGGGCCAGGCUUGGCUCUUCAUGCAGGCUGCGAGGCCAUACACAGUGCUUGCCUUAUUUUAAAGCUAUUUGCCACAGUCCUGUUAAUAGUGUGGAUGUCCUUUUGCAGUCUGGUGUGCAUGCCAUGUGAUCAGGACAGCUUUUCCACCUCCCCUGGUUUCCUACAAGCAAGUAAAUCUCCCCUGAAAUGUCCAGUCUGUACUUAUGUACCUUGUCAGUGUUUGCUGUCGGUUUUCUAAAACAAUCUGAUCAAUAAAUCUCUAAACAUA
This is a messenger RNA of Alexandromys fortis (reed vole), 5859 nucleotides long. RefSeq names its product kelch domain containing 10 (gene Klhdc10). Gene Ontology annotation, molecular function: protein binding. Gene Ontology annotation, biological process: positive regulation of stress-activated MAPK cascade. The record is from RefSeq and is a predicted model, not a curated record. Bases 113 to 1384 code for a protein of 423 amino acids. The transcript has 9 exons. Lineage: Eukaryota; Metazoa; Chordata; Mammalia; Rodentia; Cricetidae.